GCCAGCUGGGGGUCCCUGGGUCGCGGCGCCGGGUGCCGAUGGGGGUCCCUGGUAGGCGGCGUGGUGGGCGAUGGCGGCUCAGGGGGAGUACCGGCGCCUGGAGGACUUCGAGGAGGACUCACCCCCCGGCGAGGAGGAGCUGCUGGUGCAUGUCACCGAGGGGCUGCAAGACUCCUGGCACCACAUCAAGAACCUGGAUAAUUUCUUCACCAAGAUCUACCACUUCCACCAGAAGAAUGGCUUCGCCUGCAUGAUGCUCUCCGAUAUCUUUGAGCUGGUGCAGUUCCUGUUCGUUGUCACCUUCACCACCUUCCUGCUGUGCUGCGUGGAGUAUGACGUCCUCUUCGCCAACCGGCCGCUCAACCACAGCCACGCUGGGGGAGCAGCCCCCGACCGCAGCAAGGUGACGCUGCCCGACGCCGUCCUGCCCGCCCCGCAGUGCGCCCAGAGGAUCCGGGCCAGCGGCUGGAUCAUCUUCCUGCUGGUGAUGGCGGCUGUCUUCUGGCUGUACCGGCUGGUGAAGGUGCUCUGCAGCCUGCUGAGCUACUGGGAGAUCCGCACCUUCUACAUCAAAGCCCUCAACAUCCCCUCGGAGGGACUGUGCAACUACAGCUGGCAGGAGGUGCAGGCGCGGCUGAUCUCGCUGCAGCGCCGGCAGCAGAUGUGCGUGCACAAGAAGGAGCUGACGGAGCUCGACAUAUACCACCGCAUCCUGCGCUUCAAGAACUACACGGUGGCCAUGGUCAACAAGUCGCUGCUGCCCGUCCGCUUCCACCUGCCGCUGCUCGGCCCCGUCGUCUUCCUCACCCAGGGCCUCAAGUACAACCUGGAGCUGCUCCUCUUCUGGGGGCCCGGAUCCCUCUUCCAGAACAAGUGGAGCCUGCGGCCGCAGUGCAAACGGGUGGGCGCCCGGCGGGAGCUGGCCCGGCGCCUGGCACGUGCCAUGGUGCUGCUGGGGCUGGCCAACCUGCUGCUCUGCCCCUGCGUGCUGGUCUGGCAGCUCCUCUACGCCUUCUUCAGCUACGCCGAGGUGAUCAAGCGGGAGCCAGGCAGCCUGGGUGCCCGCCGCUGGUCCCUCUACGGCCGCCACUACCUGCGCCACUUCAACGAGCUCAACCACGAGCUGCAGGCACGGCUGAGCCGCGGCUACAAACCGGCCACCAAGUACAUGAACUCCUUCACCAGCCCGCUGCUCACCGUGCUGGCCAAGAACAUCGGCUUCUUCGCCGGCUCCAUCCUGGCUGUGCUCAUCGUCCUGACUGUCUACGACGAGGAUGUGCUGACGGUGCAGCACAUCCUCACCGCUAUCACACUGCUGGGGCUGGUGGUCACUCUGGCCAGGUCCUUCAUCCCCGACGAGCACACGGUGUGGUGCCCAGAGCAGCUGCUGCAGCGCGUCUUGGCCCACGUCCACUACAUGCCCGACCACUGGCAGGGCAACGCCAGCCGCUCGGAGACACGCAGCGAGAUGGCGCAGCUCUUCCAGUACAAGGCGGUCUUCAUCCUGGAGGAGCUGCUGAGCCCCAUCCUCACCCCCCUCAUCCUCAUCUUUGCCCUGCCCGGCCGUGCCCUGGACAUUGUCGACUUCUUCCGCAACUUCACGGUGGAGGUGGUGGGGGUGGGUGACAUCUGCUCCUUCGCCCAGCUCGAUGUCCGCAACCACGGCAAUCCCCAGUGGCUGUCGGCUGGGCAGACGGAGGCCUCCGUGUACCAGCAAGCGGAGAAUGGGAAGACGGAACUGUCGCUGAUGCACUUCGCCAUCACCAACCCACGCUGGCAGCCGCCGCCACCGAGCGAGCUCUUCCUCAGCCAGCUGAAGGAGAAGGUGCAGCAGGAUGCGGCUGCCGCGCCGCCCACCCAGCGCAUCCUGGCCGAGGGGCCGCUGGGCGCUUCCCUCCUCUCCGACGACUCAGCGGUGGCGCCGGAUGGCUUGCUGGCCAGCGUCCUGGCCCGGCCCAUCCUCUCGGCCAGCGGGCUGGUGUCCUGGGACCGGCGCUUCGCCCAGCCCUGCAGCACCGCCAGCGCCGCCGCCAGCGUCCUGGCCUCCCUGGCGUCACCGCUGCCCGGGCGGACACGCGGCACCUCUGCCGAAAGCCCCGGCUGCCACAGCGACCGCCCGCUCACCGAGGAGAGCCUGCUCCUGAGUGAGUCGCGGCUGCGCAGCUUGAGCCGUUCGGCGCUGCUCUCCGAGGUGGCCUCGGCCGAGAUGAGCCUCCACGCCAUCUACCUGCACGAGCUCCACCAGCAGCAGCAGCAGCAGCAGGGCCCUGGGCCCCAGACCGUGUGGGUGGCCGCUGGGGCACCGAAGCCUCCCUCCGUAACUGCAGGCUCGGCUGCCAGGGCCUCGCAGGCUCAGCACCGGGAGAUGCCGCUGGGCGGCUGGGCCGAGGAAGAGGAGGAAGAGGAGGAAGAGGAAGAGCAGACGACGGGCUAGCCGGCCUCGGCUUCGGGUCCUGGGCGUGCCGAAUGCUCCCGGUGCUGCCGG
Molecule: messenger RNA, 2485 nt
Organism: Haliaeetus leucocephalus (bald eagle)
Lineage: Eukaryota; Metazoa; Chordata; Aves; Accipitriformes; Accipitridae
Gene: ATG9B
Product: autophagy related 9B
Exons: 14
Coding region: 71-2434 (787 amino acids)
Biological process (GO): protein localization to phagophore assembly site; autophagy of mitochondrion
Cellular component (GO): autophagosome; phagophore assembly site
Source: RefSeq, a predicted model, not a curated record